AUGCCAUUAUCAUUAAUUUCACCGUCGGAAAUUGAUUUUAUUUUUAAGGGAGUCGAUGAUAAUAUUCGUGCCGAUGGAAGAGGACGAUUAGAUUAUCGUCAAGUUUCUUUAGAAACUGGAGUUAUUUCACAAGCAAGUGGUAGUGCUAGGUGUAAACUUGGGGAAGGAACUGAUGUUUUGGUUGGAGUAAAAAUUGAGAUUGGUGCAAUAGAAAUUGAUGGCAACUAUGAACAGGUGAUGGAAAUUAAAUCAAAAAGAGGUAGAGUUGUUUGUAAUGUAGAAUGUUCACCAAUAGCAUCGCAACAAUUUGCAGGAAAAGGAGCAGAAGAUAUCAAUAACGAACUUACUCAAACAAUAGAACGAGUUUUUAAUGGACCACAGGGCGGUAUAAAUCUUGAGAAAUUAUGUAUUAUUCCAGGUCAACAAUGUUGGGUUGUUUAUAUUGAUGCCUUGGUUCUAGAUUAUGCAGGUAAUAUUUUAGAUACAAUUUUCAUAACUACACGUGCAGCACUUUAUAACGCGAGAGUGCCAAAGACUAUUAUUCAAGAUCAUGGAGAUGGUGAGUUUGAGUUUGAGAUAUCAGAUGAUGUUGAGGAAUGGGAAAGAAUAUAUGGAUGGGACAUGGUACCAGUUGGUGUUACUUUAAAUAGAAUUGGAACAAGACAUAUAGUUGAUGCUACACCUUUGGAAGAACUUGCAACAGAAGCAAAGCUAUUGACAACUGAUUUGGAUAUAUCUGACGAAGAGACAUCAAUUGUAGAAGAUUAUGAAAUUGAUGAAAAAAAAAAUCAUGUUCACUCGUCAAAUAACGAUAAAGUAUCCAGACCACUAUCAUUAAUUCCUUCAAGUGAGUUUAUUCCAACAUUUAUGUCAUUAAAACUUCCCCAAACAUUUAUGUUUGAGCAUGUUGAUUCCACAAAAAAAUCAACAGAAGAAAAGGUUAUUAUUUAUAAAAGACAUUUGGCAGACGUUAAAUUUCAGAUAGCACAAGAAGAUGAAGAUCUUGUCAUGGAUAAUAAUCAAAAAAUCAAUAAUCCAUCAAAUAUUUUGGAAUUAUCGAUAAAAAAUGAUUUAAUUGAAGGAGUAUACGAAGGCGGAUUAAAAACUUGGGAGUGUUCAUUUGACCUGCUUGAUUAUUUUAUAAAUGAUUUGCAAAAUUUUGACUUUGAUAAUAUUAAUAAGAUAUUAGAGCUUGGAUGUGGGACAUCACUUCCUGGCAUUUAUCUUCUUUCUAAAUAUUCGUCACUUAAAGUAGAUUUUCAAGAUUAUAAUGAACAGGUUUUAAAAUUGAUCACAAUACCAAACAUACUACUUAACACAAUUUUACGUUCAAAAUUAAAAGAGAUUAAUGAAAAAAAUGAAGAAAUAGAGAUUAUUAAAAAUGACAAAUUAUUCAACCAAUUAAAAAAAAGUAGAUUUUUUAUGGGUGAUUGGGGUGAUUUAGUUGAUGUGAUCAACAUCGAUUCAGAAGAAAACAAAUAUGACAUGAUAAUUACAUCGGAAACAAUAUACAACAUUAAUUCUUUACCAAAAUUGUAUAAUGUUAUCAAAAAUACUCUAAAAAGGCCAAAUGGCGUUGCAUAUGUUGCUGCAAAGUCCAUAUAUUUUGGUGUUGGUGGUAGCAUGUUGACAUUUCGAGAAUUCGUGGAACAAGAUAAUAUAUUUGAAGUUAAGUUGGUUAAAACUGUUGAAGCUUUUGUCAAAAGAGAGAUUUUGCAACUUAGUUUUUCGAAAAUAAAUUAA
This is a messenger RNA of Entrophospora candida, 1743 nucleotides long. The record is from the annotation of a GenBank genome assembly. NCBI's taxonomy places the organism in Eukaryota, Fungi, Glomeromycota, Glomeromycetes, Entrophosporales, Entrophosporaceae.